AUGUUCCUCCUUCUGGCCCUUCUCAGCGGCCUCCGCGGCUUGCACGGAGGCCCCAAUCAUCAGAAAACAUUUCUUCAGACCACAGUUCCUGAAAAGAUUUCAACAUCUGAGGCAAUAAAAGAUCCAGAAAAUAAUGUUGCUUAUAUCAUUGCAAUAGAAGGAAAACCAUACUUUGUCCAUCUCAAAAAGCAAUCAUUUUUAUCUUCAGCUUCUGUUGUCUAUUAUUAUGACAAAGAUGACACCCAACAUUCUCAGCCUUUGUUAGCUCAGAUGGAUUGCAAUUAUCAUGGAUAUAUCGCAGGUUUUCCAAAUUCUCUUGUAUCACUCAACAUUUGUUCAGGACUCAGGGGAACAUUGCAGUUUAAAAACAUCUCGUAUGGAAUUGAACCAGUUGAGGCUGUAUCAGGAUUCAUGCACAUGAUUUAUGAAGAAAAAAAUGAUAUAACUAAUAUUCCUCCGUUAUUGGAAAAUGACACUUAUAGCUCUGAAAGCUCACGGUAUCAAGUGAGAAAAAGUUCAGAAAAACCUGUCUAUUUCCAGUUAUUCCCCCGAUAUCUUGAUAUGUAUAUUGUUGUGGAUAAAAAUCUGUUUGAUUACAUGAGCUCUGAUAUAAAAGCUGUAACACAGAAAGUUAUUCGGAUCAUUGGCUUUGUUAACACCAUGCUUACUCAGUUAAAACUGACUGUUAGAAUAUCUUCCAUAGACAUUUGGUCAAACAAAAACAAAGUUUCUACUGUAGGUCAUCCUAAUCAUGUAUUAUACAGGUUUAUAGAAUGGAAAUAUGAAUCUCUCUCCCAUCCUCAUCAUACUGCAUACUUAUUUGCCUUCCGGAAAACUCCUACUUUUAUAGGAGCCACAACUCCUGGAAAAAUAUGUGAUAAGAAUUUUGCCGCAGGAUUUGCUUUGUAUUCAGAGGGUUUAUCCUUGGAGUCAUAUGCUGUCAGUAUCGUGCAGUUGCUUGGCCUUAAUGUGGGAAUGAGUUAUGAUAAUCCUGAGAUCUGCCAUUGUUUAGGAGAUGUUUGCACAAUGUCACCAGAAGCUGUGCACUCUGGGGGUAUAAGAGAUUUUAGCACCUGUAGCUUGGAUGACUUUAAAUAUUUUGCUGCACAUUCUGGCAUUGAGUGUCUUCAUAAAAUCCUUCCUGAUGAGCCAGUUUACAAACAGAAGAAAGUGUGUGGCAAUGGAAUUUUGGAAUCAGGUGAACAAUGUGACUGUGGCACUUUACUGAAUUGCACACAUCCAAACUGCUGUAAUCCUGCAUCAUGUACAAAGAAAAAAAAUAAAUUAUGUGGUUCUGGGGCAUGCUGCACACAGGACUGCAAGGUAAAACCAGUUAAUACACCUUGUAGGGAACCGGUUGAUGAAUGUGAUUUUCUGGAAUUCUGUAAUGGGAAUAAUUCACAAUGUGUGCCUGACACUUUUGCACGUGAUGGACAGAGGUGUGAUUCAGGUGACUCCUUCUGUUACGGAGGGCGAUGUCGGUCGUUUACCAGACAGUGUAAACAAUUAAUUGGAGGAGCAUCUAGAGGUGCUCCAUUUGCUUGUUUUGAUGAAAUAAAUUCAAGAGGAGAUAAAUUUGGAAACUGUGGCCGAAACUAUUGUGAUUACCCCCAUAUGUUAUGUGGAAAAUUAGUUUGUGUCUGGCCACACAAAACUUUAGUAUCACGAGCAAAUUUAUCUGUGAUUUAUACACAUGUACGAGAUGACAUAUGUGCAUCAACAUUUCUAAACACAGAGAGGGUACCUAGAGAUACACUGAGUACAUUUGAAGAUGCUGGAGACAGAGAUGAAACGUUUGUAGCCGAUGGCUCUGUGUGUGGUCCUGAUAUGUACUGUGUGAAAUUUAAAUGUGUAGAGGUUAAAUACCAAAUCAAUUCUACACUUUGUGAUUCUGCCAGAGAUUGUAAUUCACAUGGAAUCUGCAACAAUUUUAACCAUUGCCAUUGUAAAAUGGGGUUUGCUCCUCCUCAGUGCAAGCCGUUGGCAGGAGAUUUUGGAAGUAUUGAUGAUGGUCACAGGGGCAAAGUUGGUAAAAAGCUUUUGAGGGGAAGAUCUCUCAGUCAUCCAAAACACAGAUUUCAACUCAUUUUCUUCAUUUCUCUACCUGUGUUCAUCAUUACUGCUGCUGUUAUAAUAAUAAAGCAGAGUAAAAUAAGAGAGCUGUGCUACAGAGGAGAACCUGAAAGUGACAGAUCUGUGUCGGAAGAAAGCAGCAGUAACAGCAAGUUGUCCCCCAGUGUAAGUUCCAACGUCUACCCUAUCUACUCUAACUUGAAUGCAGAAAAGGGUCUGAAUCAGGAAAAAGUCUUACUCCCAGAGGGAAUAAUGCUUUCACCAGGAAACAAAGCAGUGAUGCCUUUAAUCGAAAUUAAGACUGCUGCAUAG
Molecule: messenger RNA, 2385 nt
Organism: Hippopotamus amphibius kiboko
Lineage: Eukaryota; Metazoa; Chordata; Mammalia; Artiodactyla; Hippopotamidae
Product: disintegrin and metalloproteinase domain-containing protein 5-like
Exons: 22
Coding region: 1-2385 (794 amino acids)
Biological process (GO): cell adhesion; proteolysis; binding of sperm to zona pellucida
Cellular component (GO): plasma membrane
Molecular function (GO): metalloendopeptidase activity
Source: RefSeq, a predicted model, not a curated record